Messenger RNA from Oryzias latipes (Japanese medaka), 2158 nucleotides. It is a transcript of the gene tmem41aa, whose product is annotated as transmembrane protein 41aa. The record is from RefSeq and is a predicted model, not a curated record. Lineage: Eukaryota; Metazoa; Chordata; Actinopteri; Beloniformes; Adrianichthyidae.
UAAAGAAGGAGGGGGCGGAGAUGCGACGUCACCGCAGAGGUUAGCCGUUGUUGUUCUCCGGGAACAGCUGGGAGAAGUAUUUUUCUGCAGAACUGAGGACUACUUUCAUCAUCAUGCGGUCACUUUUCGGGUUAAUUGCUGUUGUUACGGCAGCCACGUUGUAUCUGUAUUCGUUGUCGCAGUAUCUCCCGGCCGGACCUGCGAGAAGUCCCCAGCUGGACAGUGAAGGUGAACAUGAAGCGAAGGAGCCCCGUUACUCCUCUCCGGAGCCCAGCAGGUUGAAGUUCCCUUCAGACUUGGAGGACUUGCGGGAAUUGGCCGAACUUUUGCAGUUUUACAAGACGGAACACACUGGAUAUGUCCUGCUCCUGUUUUGUAGUGCCUAUUUGUACAAGCAGUCCUUUGCCAUUCCUGGAUCAUCGUUCCUGAACAUUCUUGCAGGAGCUAUCUUUGGACCCUACAAAGGACUGCUGCUUGCUUGUGUGCUCACCACAGUCGGUUCCACCAUGUGCUACCUCCUGUCGCAAGCCUUCGGCAAGCGUUACAUUGUUCAUCUCUUCCCAAGUAAAGUCUCCAUGCUGCAGAAGAAGGUGGAGGAGAACCAGGACUGUUUGUUCUUCUUUCUGCUCUUUCUUAGAUUCUUUCCCAUGACUCCCAAUUGGUUUUUGAACAUGUCUGCUCCAAUAGUCAACAUCCCGUUGACCUUUUUCUUCCUCUCAGUCUUCAUUGGCCUCCUGCCCUACAACUUUAUCUGCGUCCAGACCGGCGUGAUGUUAUCAGAGGUGUCGUCGCUGGACGACCUUUUCUCCUGGGAGCGGCUGCUGCAGCUGCUGGCCAUCGCCUGCGUGUCUCUGCUGCCCGGGGCGUUGAUCCGCAGCUACAGUCACAGACACCUCAAAGUGGACGCUCAGGCUCAGAACGGACUCGCCGCAGAUAAGAAGAGGCCAUGACUUGUUGAAUUUGGUCACUCGUCUUUUGAGGCCUACUGCUCUGAACAGCGGAUGUCGUUUGGAGAUGUGCACACUUGCGUGCAAAUGUUUUCAAUUGUGAGGAAUUGUAUAAUUCAAUUUGCCUUCUAGACAAAGUGUAGAUUACUUCUUUUAAGAAGACUUUCACGGUAAAGAUAAGUGUUAAAAAAAUUUCAAAUUUUUGCUGUUCUGAUGACUUUGUUUCAUAUUGAGUGUUUUAUAAAUGUUGUUGCUCUGGUGUGAGUCAAGCUUCUGAUGUACAGUGUGGGUUUGAAGUGCCUGUUGUGGACUUUUGACAUUUAAAUUCUACCUCUGUGCAAAAAUGAAAAUAUUCAUAAAGAUCUUCAAGGUCCCGUUUGUAGAGAUGGGCUGCUUCAGAAGAUCUGAUGUCACCUUUAUAGCCAAACAUGGGACUCCAGUUUUCAAUGCUAAGGAGACGAGCUUGUGAGCUGGAAAAGUUCUGCUCUGGAGCAGUUGGAAGGACACGAGGAGAAGAUCAAGGGUUUUUACCCGGCAUCCACACUCCUCACGUUAUAAUCCAGUCCAGCAGCUGCUGCAUGAGUGCGAGUAACCAGAGAUCACAGCAAAUCCACUUCCCAAUCCUGAGAAAGUGACUGAUCCGCCAUCAGCAGACGGGAGAGGACCCCCCCCCCCCCCCCCCCAAUAAAAGCCAUAGAGACGUUUGUCACUUAUUUCGGUUUUAAUAUACUAGAUAGAAAACAACCUGGAGGUGAUUUUCCUGGUUUGAUCAUCAGAUUUUUGUGUAUAUUUAUACAUCCUUUUGUGGGAGGAGCUACAUGGAGGUGAUUGGAGUAAAGGCAAUCUACUGAAUGUAAAGUUUAGUCAGAAAAGGUGACCUUUGAGGCAUAAAAAUGUCUUUCUUUUUGUCUUGUAAUCCAAAUCUUUGUUCUGUAGAAUGUCAUUCUGUGAGUGAAAUUCUACAUUCUUUUUUAAUCCUGUGGACUAAACUGUUGUUCAGCUACAAAAACAGGAUAAUAUUAAGUACCGACUGGAGGGGGAGGAAGAAAUUACAUUUUGUGUAUGAUGUUUUUGUUGGCUAAUAUUUCAAUGUCAUCACAAAGUUGUAAGAUGCUGUGACAACAAAAUCUGCAGUGAAGACAUGGCUCACUGCUGAUUCAGCACCUCUAUUUUUUUUAAAGGUUUUUGAGAAAAUAAAACACCCCAACAGC